AUUUGUGGAACCAAGGCUAUCAUGCGCCGUUGAUGUAAGCACUGCUCUUAAUGCAUACUGCGCUUUGCGGGGCGCCCUCAUAGCGAAAUUCACCGAAAGCCUUAUAUCAUGCUAUCUUCCUGGAAGGUCUCUAGAUAUGCCAGAUUCCCACUGGCAGCUCUACUCGGCGCAAGAUGCGUUGGCAGCGUGAAUCUUCAUCGCCACGCCCCCCACCACCCAGAGUCAGCUAAUUCACGAGAUAAAAUCUUUGCUUUAUUGGGCCUCGCAGCAGAUCGGGAGAAGUUGAAAGAUUGGAUAGACAGGCGAUGGAGAACUUCAUAUAUGGUAACGUGAAAAUAUGUUAGCGGUAAUUAGGAGCGUUUCCGAG
Molecule: messenger RNA, 367 nt
Organism: Mytilinidion resinicola
Lineage: Eukaryota; Fungi; Ascomycota; Dothideomycetes; Mytilinidiales; Mytilinidiaceae
Exons: 2
Coding region: 109-333 (74 amino acids)
Source: RefSeq, a predicted model, not a curated record